CAUCCUAUAAUUCAACAUCAAAACACAAAAACAAAAACACAUUAGUCUACAUUUCAUAACAAUGGCUUCCAACAAGCUUAAUGCACUCAUUAUACUGUUUUCUCUUCUUUGUUACUCAACAUUUUCACAUGCUUGUGGUUCAUGCAAACCACCAACACCUAAGGCUAGCCCUCCUCCUUCAACAUCACAAAAAUGUCCAAAGGACACAUUAAAGCUAGGUGUUUGUGCUGAUGUUCUAGGACUUGUUAAUGUUGUUGUUGGAAGUCCUGCAUCAAGCAAGUGUUGUGCAUUGAUUCAAGGCUUGGCUGAUUUAGAAGCAGCACUUUGUCUUUGUACUGCUAUUAAGGCUAAUGUUCUUGGUAUCAACUUGAAUGUUCCUAUCUCACUCAGUCUCUUACUUAGUGCCUGUGAAAAGUCUGUCCCUUCUGGUUUCCAAUGCUCGUAGGUUCAAACCAUACUAGUACUGCUUGCAUUGGAACUAUAAUAAUUUUAACGAAAUUUCAAUGACACCGUAACGGAGGUCACGGUGUCACUGAUAUUAUUAUGUUAUGAGAUGUUUGUCAUUGUGGUAACGAGGUAUGUCUUAUUUACAAAUUUUUUAUGUUAAGUAAAUUUGGGGAACUUUCAUUUGAUGAUUGUGCUUGUCAUGCUUAAAUUUAUGUAAUGCAUGGAUUAUUGUAAUUUUUUAUUAUUAGUUUAUAAUUAUUGGAGUUGGGAGAAUUGGAGCAGAUGCUUAAUUAGUGGAACUGAAUUGUAUUAUUAUUGUUAAACUAAGUAUUAAUUUUGGUGCAUAUUAUUGAAUUUGUCAUUCACGUGAA
Molecule: messenger RNA, 818 nt
Organism: Vicia villosa (hairy vetch)
Lineage: Eukaryota; Viridiplantae; Streptophyta; Magnoliopsida; Fabales; Fabaceae
Product: 14 kDa proline-rich protein DC2.15-like
Exons: 1
Coding region: 62-445 (127 amino acids)
Source: RefSeq, a predicted model, not a curated record